AUGUCUUUGGAGUGUGAGUAUAACGUCCAGCCUUUCUACGUCGGCUUUGUCGAGACCCGCGACGAUGCUGUGAUCCUGAUCGGUGCUUGUGUUCGAGGCCAGUUGCGAGUCGUCCGCCGUCGUCCUACCUUGUCUGAACGACCGGUGGUGGCGCAAAGCGGACACGUUUUCGUCUAUGAGGAGGAAGCCUCUGGAAUACGGCGUUGGACCGACGCGCGACAUUGGAGCCCGAGUCGAGUUCUGGGCGAAUUCUUGAUAUAUGGAGAGCGAAAUCAGUCACAUCCUGUGAGCACCGCCAAUCAACCAUGGUUGGGUGAAGCCGAGUCAGACAAUCGACAACAAGCGCUUUACGGACCUUUGGUCAAAUCUUUCCACAUUGCACUGGGCACACUAGUCAAGAAAACCAUCAAGGUCCCCGACCAAGACCAUUCUGGCACCAUGUGGCAUGUGGUGUCCUAUUACCGGCCUGCUGAUGUUUUCCGAGGCCAAUUCCAAACGCCGUCAACGAACCAGGACUUCAAUUUGUCGCCAUGGUAUCAGCCAAGAGAUUCAGUUGUGCCUUCCGGAACCUCAUUUGGUGGUGACGAGAUGAGCGAAAGUAUUGUAUCGCCAGCAAUGCCCUUCUGGGAAUAUUCGUGUGCCACCGAGCAUCAUCACCAACCAAGCUGGUUCAUGUUCAAGAUGACAGGAGACGAAACCAGCCUUAUGCUGUUGCUGCACCGCGGGUUUCCCAUUUCAACGGUUGAGAAGAGACUUUGA
Molecule: messenger RNA, 759 nt
Organism: Exophiala spinifera
Lineage: Eukaryota; Fungi; Ascomycota; Eurotiomycetes; Chaetothyriales; Herpotrichiellaceae
Exons: 1
Coding region: 1-759 (252 amino acids)
Molecular function (GO): DNA binding
Source: RefSeq, a predicted model, not a curated record